AUGCAGUUCAAGUCUUUCCUCUGGACAGCACUGCCAGUGCUUCUCCAAGGCUCACUGGCGGAUGCGGCUUCCCCAGCAAGCCGUGUGAACAGAUGCCUGAAGACCUAUUCAGGCCAUGGUGCCUUUGCAUCAACCAAUGCCAGCAAAAACGUCUACCAGACCGACUUUGAUGGCGUAACCUGGGAUGACGACAACUGGCUCCUGACAACUACUACCUUGGAACAGGGUCGCUUCCAAUCACGAGGCUCCGUCGCCAACGGCUACCUCGGUAUCAACGUUGCCAGCGUUGGACCUUUCUUCGAAGUGGACGAUGCUGAAAUGGGAGGCGAUGUGAUUUCCGGAUGGCCGCUCUUCUCGCGACGUCAGUCGUUCGCGACGAUUAGUGGAUUCUGGGAUUCCCAGCCUACCACUAACAGCUCGAAUUUUGGCUGGAUCUCCCAGUACGGCAGUGACAGCGUUAUCAGCGGUGUUCCUCACUGGAGUGGUUUGAUUUUAGAGCUUGACAGCAACACUUACUUGGAUGCCAAGGUUGAUAACUCGACUAUCUCGGGCUUUACCUCUACCUAUGACUUCCAGGCUGGUGUCCUGUCUUGGUCUUACCAGUGGAAGCCCCAGGGUGACUAUGGUUCCUUUGACAUCAAGUACCGUCUCUUUGCCAACAAGUUGUAUGUCAACCAGGCUGUCGUGGAUAUGCGGAUUGUUCCCUCCCAGGACUCGAAUGGAACUAUCGCCAAUGUCCUGGAGGGAUAUUCUGCUGUUCGCACAGACUUUGUGAAAUCUGGCGAAGAUAAUGGAGCUAUUUACUCCGCUGUGCGACCAAAUGGUAUCGCCAACGUCACGGCUUACAUCUAUGCCAACCUUACUGCUACUUCCAACGUGGAUCUUUCUUCGCGGAAGCUGGUUGAUAACAAGCCAUAUGUCAGCCACAACUCCUCCUCCAUCGCCCAGACUGUGCCCGUCACUUUCAAGAAGGGACAGACCGUGCGUGUGACCAAGUUCGUUGGUGGCGCUUCCACAGAUGCCUUUGCGAACCCGCAGGAUAUUGCCAAGGCGGCAGUUUCGGCUGCAGCCAUGAAUGGAUAUGACAAGUCCCUGCGUACUCACGUCGUGGAGUGGGCCAGCGUGAUGCCCGAUGACUCGGUUGAUCGCUAUGCCUUCCCCAACGGCACUUUGCCCGAUGAUAGCCACAUUGUCGAUUCUGCCGUGAUCGCAGUGGCAAACACCUACUACCUCCUGCAGAACACCGUCGGCAAGAACGCCAUGAAAAUGUCCAACAGCACUACGCUCAACCGAGACAGCAUUUCCGUCGGCGGUUUGACGUCCGACUCCUACGCUGGCCAGGUCUUCUGGGACGCUGAUGUCUGGAUGCAGCCCGGUUUGGCCGCGUCGCACCCCGAGUCUGCUCAACGGAUCACCAAUUACCGCGUGGACAGGUAUGGCCAGGCACAGGAGAAUAUCAAGACUGCCUAUGCCGGGUCGCAGAACCAAACUUACUUCUCACCCGAUGCUGCGAUUUAUCCCUGGACUAGUGGACGGGCUGGAAAUUGUACCGCUACCGGUCCAUGCUGGGAUUACGAGUACCACUUAAAUGGUGACAUUGGAUUGUCCAUCAUUAACGAGUGGGUUGCCAGCGGUGAUAACAAGACUUUCCAGGAAAGCCUCUUCCCUAUAUAUGACUCGGCUGCUACUCUGUACGCCGAUCUGCUGGUGCAGAAUGGAUCUUACUGGACGCUUAAGAACAUGACUGAUCCUGACGAGUAUGCGAACCACGUCGACGCCGGUGGUUUCACCAUGCCGCUCAUCGCCCAGACUCUAACGUACGCCAAUAAAUUCCGCCAGCAGUUUGGUCUCGCCGAGAACACAACCUGGGACGACAUGGCCAAGAACGUCCUUGUCAUCCGCGAGAACGGCGUCACCCUGGAAUUCACCACUAUGAACGGCAGCGCUGUCGUGAAGCAGGCCGAUGUUGUCCUGAACACCUACCCUCUAGACUACACUUCCAACUACAGCGCCCAGGAUUCUCUGAACGACCUCGACUACUACGCGAACAAGCAAUCCCCCGACGGCCCCGCAAUGACAUGGGCCAUCUUCUCCGCCGUCGCCAACGAAAUGUCCCCCUCCGGCUGCUCAGCCUACACAUACGCCCAAUACGCCUUCAAACCCUACAUCCGCGCCCCCUUCUACCAAAUGUCCGAACAACUCCUCGACAACGCCACCACAAACGGCGGCACCCACCCCGCCUUCCCCUUCCUAACCGGCCACGGCGGCUCCAACCAAGUAGUUCUAUUCGGCUACCUAGGCCUCCGCCUCCUCCCCGACGACAUCCUCCACGUGGACCCCAACCUGCCCCCGCAAAUCCCCUACCUGAAAUACCGCACUUUCUACUGGCGCGGAUGGCCUAUUUCCGCGUGGUCGAAUCACACACACACCACGCUGGCCAGAGCACACAGUCAACCGCUCUCGACGGCAGAUACCCGUUUCAAAAACGGAUCUAUAACUGUGCACGCCGGUCCAGAGUCAAACUAUACCUCGUACACACUACCCGCUCGCGGCAGUGGAAUCGUCAUACCAAACCGCCAAAUCGGCUAUAUAAACACCAUCCCCGGAAACCUGGUCCAAUGCCAACCGAUUACAGCAACCGAUUCCUACGAACCAGGUCAAUUCCCCAUAUCCGCCAUUGACGGCGCCACAUCCACGAAAUGGCAACCCGCACUCGCAGCAAACGUUAGUGCUGUGACCGUAUCCUUCGGGACAGAGAUGGGCCAAUUAGUCUCAGGCUUCAAGUUCGAUUGGGCGCAAGCUCCGCCCGUUAAUGCAACGGUGAUCUUCCACAACAACUCGCUUAAUGAUCCUGCCCAGGCGUAUGCCUCUGGUUCGAGCAAGGAUUACCAGGUGGUUAGCAUGUUGAGCAAUAUCAAAUUGUCGAAUCCUUAUGAAGAGGGGACGACGAAUUUGGAUGCGAUUGCCAUCCCCGUUGGUAAUACUACUAAUGUGACGUUGGCUUCUCCGGUGCCGGCGGCUAAAUAUGCGUCGCUGCUUAUUGUGGGUAACCAGGCUCUUGAUGAGGUUGAUAUUAAGGCGAAGAAUGGGACUGGUGCGACUGUCGCGGAGUGGGCGAUUAUUGGGCAAAGUCAGAACGAGACGCAGUCUGGUGGAAAUGCUAAGAGGACUAUGAAUGUUCGGUAUGCGGCUGCUAUGGCUGGUUCACGAUCGUUUAUGGAUCGCCGCCAAAAGAAGGCUUCCAUGAAGAGUGGAUUGUGA
Molecule: messenger RNA, 3261 nt
Organism: Penicillium subrubescens
Lineage: Eukaryota; Fungi; Ascomycota; Eurotiomycetes; Eurotiales; Aspergillaceae
Gene: treA
Product: alpha,alpha-trehalase treA
Exons: 4
Coding region: 1-3261 (1086 amino acids)
Biological process (GO): trehalose catabolic process
Cellular component (GO): fungal-type cell wall
Molecular function (GO): alpha,alpha-trehalase activity; carbohydrate binding
Source: RefSeq, a predicted model, not a curated record